GACAACCGAACCGGUCAAACUCCUCGUUCAGUUCUGUAGGGCAUCGUUUUUUGAGCUUUUCUGUACAAAUCGCGUGCAACAACAGCAGCCCCCGUUUAAGGUGAAGGACAGCUGCAAGAUUGGUGUCUGCUGCGUGUGUUGAACGCAGGCAACGAAAAGAAGGUCAGCAGAUUAGAAGGAGAGGGACUCAAGGAAAUCCAACGCAUCAUCGUCAUCCAGCAGCCGUCGUACACGGGGAGAGAUCGAGAGGCACACACUCAAAUUGGCUGCGGUCUGGUCUCGUGUUACAAAAGAUAUUGAAACUGGAUUUCGUGACAUAUGGAAGGUCUUCAGUGAGUGAUUCAAAUUGAAACUGUGUGUGAGGGAAGAUAAUCAGUGAUACUUUGGAAGUGAAUCGGCAAGCGACAGAUGUUUAGGCCCUAAGUCUCUAGUUGAACUAAUUGAUUGGCAGUGAAUUGAAUUAUUCAUAGCUCUUUGCGUCGUUGUUGAGUGUGCAACGGUUGAGAACGGAAUUUGUGAACCAGAGCAAAUCAGCGCGCGCGUUUGGAGCCAGGAAACUCUGAAGGUGAUUGCACUCGACUGACUGUCUGUGCACGAGAAGAAAAGAGGAAUUCCUUUGAAUUAAUUUGAUCGCGCCGGACACUGAAUUCGCCAACCCGGAGAGGUGUCUGCUGCUCACCAGAGUGCGUCAUAAUUACAUAUUUAUUCGUGAAAAUUAUUAAGCGAAACACCGGAAGCUAUAAUCAGCUUGUUUUCUCGAGAUAUUCGUGAGCGAAGGAGAAGAACAAACUCGUCUCUUGAGCAAGGAAGUGUGAAGCAGAGCAAAGCGAACCAGCAAAGCAAGAACAUCUGCCCCAGGAAACGUAAACAUCGGAGCACACCACCGGAAAAGAGCCAGAGCGCGUCAGUCGGUUUACGACCUACUCUAACAGCGCAGGGCAGAGCAGAGCAGCGCACGUGUGACGAAACGUCCUCGUCCGUGAGCAAACACACAGUCGAAGAUUCCGGCCAAAAUUAAAACCACGAUGCAGGUAGAAAGCGCAACCAAAUGGCGCGUCCCGCCGCUGGAUCUGUCCGCGGUCAGUGUGCUGGCCAACGAAAGUGACCGCCGGUGGGCGCACGCCCACGGCCUCCAUCACCAUCACCACCACAGUCAGAGUCAUCAUCAGGCGGUGCCCACCACGAUGGUCACCCCACCAACGGCGGUUCCCUCCAGCAAGAAGAUCCACUACGGUGCCGACGGACUGCCCAUCGACCCCCGCGACUGGACCCGCGCCAACGUGUGGACCUGGCUGAUCAACCUGGCCCAAUCCGAAGGCCUAGACAUCAGCCCUGAGCUGGCCCAGAAGUUCCCGAUGAACGGCAAGGCACUCUGCCUGAUGAGUCUGGACAUGUAUCUCAGCCGGGUUCCGGUCGGCGGCAAAAUGCUCUACCGUGACUUCCGGGUGCGGCUGGCCAGAGCCAUGAGCUUGUAGACCCAUGCCCCGCCCCCUCUCAUUCGAUCCUCAAUUAGUGCUAGAUUAUAAGCGAAAUUAUCAGUUAGCCCAAAACACGUUAUACUCUUUUUAUAAAAAUAUAUAAUUAUAUAUAUAUUCAGACAAUGCAUUAUAAAACAUAAACCAUUUGAUUAUCUAGUAAAGUAGUUACCACUCUAUAGCUGACUUCCAAAGUGUCUCCCCAAUGUUGUAUUGUUACUUCAUCACUCGAACCGACUUAAGCUGGUUCGCCAGCAAACAACAAUCGUACCAAUCAGAACACAAUUCUUAAAAUAUAGCAUUUUUGCGGCAGCGCAGAUAGAUGAAACAGUAUUUCUCACGCUCUCAUUUUCCGACUCCUUUCGAGGAAGUGAAGGUUUGGUUGUAGCUUAAUUUACCUAGCUUAAGAACGGGAUUGUUUUGUGUACAUACAUUUUUCUUAUAGUUUUAAGUUAUCUAGUCAAUAAAUGAUUUGAAAAUAAA
Messenger RNA from Culex pipiens pallens (northern house mosquito), 1958 nucleotides. RefSeq lists its product as uncharacterized. Gene Ontology annotation, molecular function: sequence-specific DNA binding. The transcript is spliced from 2 exons. Lineage: Eukaryota; Metazoa; Arthropoda; Insecta; Diptera; Culicidae. The record is from RefSeq and is a predicted model, not a curated record. The coding region runs from base 1026 to 1475 and encodes 149 amino acids.